Messenger RNA from Larimichthys crocea (large yellow croaker), 1244 nucleotides. RefSeq names its product proline rich 13 (gene prr13). The coding region runs from base 191 to 709 and encodes 172 amino acids. The transcript has 4 exons. NCBI's taxonomy places the organism in Eukaryota, Metazoa, Chordata, Actinopteri, Sciaenidae. The record is from RefSeq and is a predicted model, not a curated record.
GAUCAACUUUUCAUCCAGCCCUGUUGUAUCAUCAAAGUGCGUGUCCUUUAACAGCGGGCGUGGCUUCCUCGUGUUUCCGUGCAGCUCAACGCGGAAGACAAACAGCUCAGAGGAUUCCUGACAAACUUGACCAGACCUGAAGCAAGUUUCUGAGGAUUUUGUGUGAGACCUGAAGCUUUUAAACAGAACCAUGUGGCCAAAUCAAGGUCCUCCCCCUCCAGUCGGACCACCAAACCCUGUCUACCCUCCUGGCUACAACCCUGCAUAUCCACCUCCACCUGCAACUGGAGCAGGAGUCUUCCCCCAACCUCCAGGGUACCCAGCUGGCCAAUAUCCAGCUGGUAUGAACCCAGCCAUGGGACCAACUGUACCUCCAGGAGGUAUGCCUUACGUGGCUCCAGGACCUCAACCUUACCCUAUGGCUCCAGCUGGAUACCCAGCAGUACCUCCUGGAGGUGUUUACCCAGGUCCAUACCCACACUCUCCAAAAGGGGGUAAACAUAAAGGUCACCACAAAGGUCAUCAUGGAGGGGUAAAUCCCAUGGGCGGAGCAUUAGCCGGAGGAAUGGCAGGAAUGGGAAUGGGGUUGGUUGGACAUAAAGCCAACAAAAAGAUGAAGAAGAAGAUGAAGAAAGCACAUAAGGAGCACAAACAUGGCCACCACAAACACGGCAAGUCCUCCAGCAGCAGCAGCAGCAGCAGUGACUGAGGCCACACCAAUUCACAACAAAGGCUUUCACAGAAACAUUGCUUCACAAAAGGGCAAACUGACUCACUGACCUAAUAACAAUAAAACACGCAAAGGUCAUUCUUAUCACACUUAACAGGAUUUAUGAGAAGAUGCAGUGUUCUUUAAUAAAUUGCAUGCUCUAUCUAUUUAUCCUAGAAAUGCAUAAGCUGUUGCAGCAAAGUGUUUUGUCUGUAUUGGCAUUCCAUCAUGUCUUAAAUAUAUAUAUCUGAUUUUCCUGGUUUGUGUCAAAUGUUUCAUAGACGAGCGGGCUGACAACUUUGUUUUGAAUGUUUGAGAAACUCUAAUUAUUGUGAUUUAGUUUUCUUUUGUGUAGAGUGAUACAAUGAUGAGUGUCUGGAGGAGAUUUUAUAUUCACUACUUACUGUACAAGGGCAGAAAAAUACUAUUCUGCUUUGUAUCUGCACUAAUUGUAAUUAUAUAAGUGGUUUAAAUUAACCCUACUCAAUCAAUGGAUGUGUAAAAAUAAAUAAAUGAAUAAAACAAAUUGAAGUUA